AUGGCGAAGAUGGGCGAGGAGCAGCACGAAGCGGAUAGCCUGCUUCCGAUCCGAAGGCUACAGGCGUCGGACAAGUCCAAAGGCUUCGUGGAACUCCUCUCCCAGCUCAGCCCCUGCGGCCCCGUCACCGAUGAGGAGUUCCUCUCCCGGUUCGCGGAGCUCGCCUCCCACGGCGACGACCAUGCGAUCGUCGUGGCGGAAGACGAGCAGACGGGGAGGAUCAUCGCCACGGGGAGCGUCUUCGUGGAGAAGAAGUUUCUCCGGGGAUGCGGGAAAGUCGGCCAUAUUGAGGACGUGGUUGUCGACGCCUCCGCCCGGGGACGACGCCUGGGGCAGAGGGUGGUUCGGCACCUCGUCGGGCACGCUAGGGCGGCGGGUUGCUACAAGGUGAUCCUCGACUGUUCGGCGGAGAAUCGGGGGUUCUACGAGAAGUGUGGGUUCCAGGAGAAGAACGUCCAGAUGGCGGUGUACUUCCACGAGUAA
This is a messenger RNA of Spirodela intermedia, 483 nucleotides long. NCBI's taxonomy places the organism in Eukaryota, Viridiplantae, Streptophyta, Magnoliopsida, Alismatales, Araceae. The record is from the annotation of a GenBank genome assembly.